Messenger RNA from Prunus armeniaca (apricot), 1284 nucleotides. NCBI's taxonomy places the organism in Eukaryota, Viridiplantae, Streptophyta, Magnoliopsida, Rosales, Rosaceae. The record is from the annotation of a GenBank genome assembly.
AUGGUGUUAACCAUAACACCGGAGGAUUGGAGGCACGACACUGUGCAGUAUUUGAAAAAUCCAAAUGGGUCAUAUAGCCAACAAAUUCGGCGGAGAUAUUAUGUGAUAAGGGAUGAAGUAUUGUUCCGCAUAAGUUCCGAUGACUUGCUCAUGAAAUGUUUGGGCAAAAAGGAACAACUCGUAGCAAUGACCGAGGUCCACGAGGGGAUAUGCGGUGCUCAUCAAGCUGGCAUCAAGAUGAGGUGGCUUUUAAGAAGGCACGGUUAUUAUUGGCCGACUAUCCUCAAAGAUUGCAUUGAAUAUGCCAAGGGUUGCAAAGACUGUCAAAGGCAUGGGCCGAUCCAACAUGUCCCGGCCGGACCAAUGAAUCCCAUUGUCAAGGCUUGGCCUUUCAAAGGUUGGGCAAUGGAUGUGAUUGGCCAAAUAUACCCAAAGUCAUCUAAGGGCCAUAAGUAUAUAUUAGUGGCCACCGAUUUUUUCACAAAGUGGGUGGAGGCCGUCCCACUCAAGCAAGUUACUCAAGUCGAGGUGAUAGAAUUCAUUGAGAAGAAUAUCAUCCAUCGAUUUGGCUUGCCCGAGUCCAUCAUGACUGACCGAGGAACGGCGUUCAUGGGCGAGGCUGUUCAAGCCGCCGCAAGAAAUUGGGGAAUUAGGAUGGUUCAAUCCACCCCAUACAAUCCCCAAUCAAAUGGCCAAGCGGAGGCUAGUAAUAAAUUGAUAAAAGGGAUUUUGGAAAAAAUGAUUGAUAAAAAUCCCAAGGAAUGGCACUCUUUUCUUUCCAACUCUCUAUGGGCGUAUAGAACCUCGAAAAGGUCUGCCACGCAAACAACGCCAUUCGCCCUCACCUAUGGCCAUGACGCCGUCUUGCCACUUGAGAUUUCGGUUAAGUCCUUAAGGGUGGUUCGCCAUGCCGAAUGGAGUGAGGACGAAUACGGGCAAGCCAUGGCACAAGAGUUAGAUGACCUUGACGAGGUCAGAUUGGGCGCUUUAGAUAGAUUGAAGGCCCAAAAAGAGGCCGUGGCUCGAGCAUACGAUAAGAAGACUAAGGCCAAGAGUUUUGGGGUCGGAGAUUUAGUAUGGAAGACCAUUCUUCCGGUGGGAUCAAAGGAUCCAAAAUUUGGCAAGUGGUCUCCAACUUGGGAAGGCCCAUUUCUCGUCCACCAAGUGUUAGGAAAGGGGGCGUACAAGUUAAGUGACCAAAAUGGUCGGGUCCAUGAUGCGCCGAUCAAUGGUCAAUUUUUGAAAAAAUAUUACCCAACGGUUUGGGAAAUGGCGGAGAGAUAA